AUGGUUGUUAGAGAAAGAGUCAAAGAGAACAACAACCCUUUCAUGGAGGAGACAAUUACUCUAAAGGUUGUAGUGAAUAUUGCUAUUGAUCGCAACUUUAAAAAAGUUGAAUUUGAAAUAGAUAAUAAAUCCCUUUUUAUUUAUUUAACGGGAUUGAGAAACGGACACCGAACACCCAAAAAAAAAAAAUGCGUGACGCAUCACAAAGAGUUGAGAGCAAGAAGAAAGAAUGCCGAAAUCGCUAACGCCAACAACACGACGCAACAGUCGCAGAAAACCGCAUUUCAGAAUGGCGGAUCCGGAACCUUUCAACAAACCCUACCGUUUUCUCCCUCUCUGAUCCCAAUCCAAAACCUUUCUACCAACGCAAAACAACGUUUCAGGUAUGGUUGA
Vicia faba (fava bean) is the source of this 393-nucleotide messenger RNA. Lineage: Eukaryota; Viridiplantae; Streptophyta; Magnoliopsida; Fabales; Fabaceae. The record is from the annotation of a GenBank genome assembly.